AUGACGGACCCAAUCAAACCUUCCACGUCACGUGGGAGCACCGUGAUUCACCCAAGACGCGAGCCAUUCGAGUUCGGUCUCUUACCAAUCCCAAAGCUCAUCUUCUCCGACCCCACACAAUCCCUAAUCGCAUUGAAACAGAAGCUUCUGGACUCGUCCUCAAUCAAUCGAGUCGACUCAGCCACAAUCUCCGAUUCUCUCCAGAUCUCCGCCGACCAAGCUAGACUCCUCCUCGAUACCCUCGCCUCCGUUCACCACUCCGAUUCUGAACCUCUUGUAAGGGCUCAGCCUGGACAAAACGACACCGUUGGUGCUGACAUUCACGAUCUGGUUCUGCUCCUUUACAUUCAAUCCUACAAAAGGUUGCUUCCCCGCUCUCAUAAGGACUCAGCCUCUGUUGCUGAUGUUUGGCCUUCUACUUCUGCUUUCGAUGGUUACUUUUCUGCUCUCUCUCCUCUUCAGCUUAUGCGCAGCAAUAGUAGGCGUUUUAUGCCCUCGCAGGCUGAUGAAGAGGCACAUCAGUUAUUGUAUCUACAAAAGCACCUGGCUAACAUUCUAUCACUUCUAGCAGAGCAAGGUGAGAGUCAAGGGGAAGGUGAAGAAUCACAGGUUUUAACUAUGGAUAUAUUUGAGCACAUUGGGUUUCUGGUUCAGUUUGGUGAUAAGGCUGAAGGAAACUGUUUAAGUCAAUCAUCUCCUUUUUUUGCAAAUUCGGAUCCCGACAUGCCCGCCGUUCCCGUUCCUGUUACGCAAGUUCAUGACUGGCUUAUGCAAAAUAUAACUUCUGCUUUGGAACAUAUUUCUGAAAGGACUUCUGCAAAGGAAAAUGGGCCAGCCAGUGGCACUGAUCAAGAUGUUGCUAUGACUGACGCAUGCAGUGUCUCUGUUAAGUUUUCAGCUGGUACCAGGGAUUCGUGUUUCAUUGAAGGGGUCUGUAAAUCGUCUUAUGUGAAGCAUGCAUCUGACAUGAAAUGUUCAUCUGUUAAGGUUCUAAAUUGCCAAGAGUCUACCAUCUAUGUCUUAGCACCUUUGAGAUAUGCCAUUGUCUAUGGAUGCUCAGAUGCCACAAUAGUUCUUGGAGCAGUUGGCAAGGCGGUGAGAGUCGAACACUGUGAACGGGUUCAUGUGAUUGUGGCCACAAAACGUAUUUGUAUUGCCAACUGUCGUGAAUGUGUUUUCUUUUUGGGAGUGAACCAGCAACCUCUUAUAAUUGGUGAUAACCAUAAACUGCAGGUGGCACCGUAUAAUACAUGUUACCCCCAGUUGGAGGAGCAUAUGAGUGAAGUUGGAAUUCUGCCCACAGUGAACAGAUGGGAUGAAACUCUGGCUUUGGGUGUUCUUGAUCCACAUGAUUCAUUAUCUCAUCCAGCUGGUGUAUCUGAUGUUCAAGCUGAGUCUGCUACACGAGUGGACCCUGAUCAGUUCACAAAUUUUGUGAUUCCAAACUGGCUUGCAGGAGAAUCCACUGGAUCUACAAAAAACAACCCAUUUGCAUUACCAGAUUCAUAUGCGGCGUCUCAGCAUAAAAAUAAAAAAAACUUAGGGGAGAUAAGGCGGCUAAUACACGAAGCUUCUCUAGAAGACAAUCGUAAACGAGAAUUGAUGUCUGUGCUUCAUAUGUACUUCAAGGACUGGUUAUAUGCUUCAGGCAAUAUUCGUCAACUUUACUGUCUGCAAUCGGAUUAA
This is a messenger RNA of Lathyrus sativus (Indian pea), 1686 nucleotides long. The record is from the annotation of a GenBank genome assembly. NCBI's taxonomy places the organism in Eukaryota, Viridiplantae, Streptophyta, Magnoliopsida, Fabales, Fabaceae.